AUGAUUGACUGAUGAAUGACGGUCCUAUGAUGUUUGUUGUACUGACAUGCUUAAAGAAUUGAAAAGUCCCUGCCUGUCAAUGCCCCAACAUGAAGGUUUACAAAACAGUUCUUUUACUAGGUUUAUUCCUUUUAACAGGUUUCCUCAGGGGCCAGACCCAAAGCACAGAUGUUCUGGAAGCGUAUAUUAAAACGGAUGGGGCCUGGAUAGUGAAAUUGCCUAAAGUUCAAUACAGUGUGAAAACAGUGGAAGAAUGUGCCGUCAAGUGCAACAAAGAGACUUCCUUUACAUGCAGGUCCUUUUCGUACAUUGAAAAAGAUCAGGAUUGCGUAACAUUACCUGCAAACUCAAAAACUGAUCAGAUACUGCGAAGAAUGAGUGCUGCUCUCUAUGAGAAAAAGGAGUAUUUACUGGAAUGCGUGAAUGGCAUUGGCAUGGACUACAAAGGGACAAAAUCCAAGACAAAAUCAGGAAAAAUGUGUCAGAGAUGGGAGGCAUCUUUCCCCCAUGUGCCAAACGUAACGCCAAAGACACAUCCAAAAGCUGACUUGGAGUCCAACUUUUGUCGAAACCCGGAUGGAGACAAGGGAGGUCCCUGGUGCUACACCACAGAUCCAGAGAAACGAUGGGAGCACUGCGAUAUCCAAGACUGCACAGAGGAAUGUAUGCAGUGCAGUGGAGAAAACUACAGAGGCAAGAUCUCCACCACUAUGAGUGGAUUUACCUGCCAACGCUGGGACUCUCAAAAACCCCACAACCACGGUUACAUCCCUUCAGCUCUUCCUGAUAAGUACUUGGAAGAGAACUACUGCAGGAACCCCGAUGGAGAGCCCAGGCCCUGGUGCUUCACCACUAGUCCAUCCAAACGUUGGGAAUCGUGCUCCAUUCCACGAUGCGCAACUGAACCACCCACAAUUGUACCAGAGCUUACCUGUGCAAGUGGAGAAGGUAGCUCCUACAGGGGCACCAUUGCGGUAACCGUCUCAGGAAAAACUUGCCAAGACUGGGCAUCCCAAAGUCCCCACACUCAUUCCAGAACUUCAGAGAACUACCCAUGCAAAGGCCUUGAUAAGAACUACUGCAGAAACCCUGAUAAUGAAAGAAGUCCAUGGUGUUACACCACAGAUCCCGGGACCCGCUGGGAGUACUGCAGUGUGCCAAGUUGUGGAGAUCAACCUAGACCUGAGGAGCCGGUGAUCCCUGAGGGUGAGGCAUGUUAUGAAGGUGAUGGAACCUCCUACCGUGGUGCCAUGUCAGAGACCAUCAGUGGAAAGAAAUGCCAGUUCUGGACAUCCAUGGAACCUCAUCGACAUUCCAAAACACCUCAGAAUUUCCCUAAAGCAGAUCUGAGGAGGAACCUGUGCAGAAAUCCAGAUGGUGACAGAGCCCCUUGGUGCUACACCACAGAUCCCACGGUUCGGUGGGAGUAUUGCAACAUCGAGCGGUGUGACAGCAAGCCCAGCUCACGGGAGCCUCCUAUCGAUCAAUCAGCAGCUGCAGCUUCUCCAUUCAUUUCUCCACCUACUUCUCCAGAAAUAGAUUGCAAGGUUGGCAACGGAGCAAGUUACCGGGGUCCCACAUCCACUACUCUAACGGGAGUGACCUGCCAAGCAUGGAGUUCUAUGACCCCCCAUCAGCAUGCCAGUUUUACCCCUGAAACACACCCAGACAAGGGUCUAGAGUCAAAUCAAUGCAGAAACCCAGACAGUGAUGUGAACGGACCUUGGUGCUAUACAACGGAUCGGAGUAAGAAGUGGGAUUACUGUCAGAUCCCAGGCUGUGAUAGCCUGAAAUGCGGACAACCUUCAGUAAAACCUAAGCGGUGCUUUGGCCGGAUUGUUGGGGGGUGUAUUUCCAAACCACACUCCUGGCCUUGGCAGAUCAGUCUUAGGACCAGAACCAAAAUCCAUUUCUGUGGUGGAACGCUAAUUGAUGCCCAAUGGGUCCUAACUGCAGCCCACUGCCUAGAGAGGUCUGAGAGUCCAUCUGCCUACAAGAUCUUCCUUGGAAUCCACACAGAACGUGCAAGUGAAGCAUCCAAACAGGAGCGAGAGGUUUCUAAGAUUAUUAAGGGGCCAACUGGAACUGACAUCGCUCUUCUCAAGUUGGACAGGCCUGCAUUAAUAAAUGAUAAGGUACUGCCUGCGUGCCUACCAGAGAAGGACUACAUUGUACCAAGCAAUACUGAAUGCUAUGUAACAGGCUGGGGGGAGACAGAGGGAACCGGUGGAGAAGGUUUUCUGAAAGAAACCGGCUUCCCUGUAAUUGAGAACAAAAUCUGCAACCGUGCAUCUUUUCUGAAUGGCCGCGUGAAGGAGCAUGAGAUGUGUGCAGGAAACAUAGAAAGUGGAACUGACAGUUGCCAGGGUGACAGUGGUGGGCCUCUUGUCUGCUACGCACAGAACACCUUCGUCCUUCAGGGAGUGACAUCAUGGGGUCUCGGCUGUGCUAAUGCCAUGAAACCUGGAGUGUAUACCCGCGUCUCCAAGUUUGUCGACUGGAUAGAACGCAUAGUGCCAGGAAUAUUAAGAGAAAACCAGAAAAAGAGUGAAAACCAGAAAAAGAGUGAAAACCAGUGUAAAGAGUACCUGAAAACCAUACUUGAGUAAAAGUACAGGUACCUUACAUUGAAAAUGUCUCCAUUACAAGGGACCUUUUUUUAUUUUAUUUUAUUUUUUUCUAAAGCAUAAAGAAACAGAACAGUGAAUGAAAUUCUAGGUCUAAUUAUAGUUGGGAAAUAAUGAUUUUGGAACUAUUUGCAAAUAAUAUUUGCAUUCAUUUGCAUUAAAAUAUGCACACAUGUACUUUUAAAUGUAUACUAUGUCUGUAAUACAAUAUAUUGUUAUAGAUAGUAAGUAUAGAUUCUUCAUGUUAGAGAAUAAAUACAAAGAUCUCAAUCAUUUGACACUGAUAA
Ctenopharyngodon idella (grass carp) is the source of this 2914-nucleotide messenger RNA. Its product is annotated as plasminogen-like. Bases 90 to 2609 code for a protein of 839 amino acids. The transcript is spliced from 20 exons. Gene Ontology annotation, biological process: proteolysis. The record is from RefSeq and is a predicted model, not a curated record. Gene Ontology annotation, molecular function: signaling receptor binding; serine-type endopeptidase activity. Gene Ontology annotation, cellular component: extrinsic component of plasma membrane. Lineage: Eukaryota; Metazoa; Chordata; Actinopteri; Cypriniformes; Xenocyprididae.